UUGGCGUUUAACAUAUCAACUUUUACUUUAUAUAUUAUUUUCCUAAAACGACGAGAAAAUGCCGCCCAAAAAUUGUGAAAACUACGAGGACUUCCUUCCGAUUAUCGGAGACUUUGGGGCCUUUCAGAAGAUACUCCUCCUCUGGAUGAUGCCCACCACCUUCAUAUUUUCAUUCACCUACUUCGGACAGAUAUUCAUGAUUCUCGUCCCCAAAAAUCACUGGUGCAGGAUUCGGGAACUGGAGGAUCUGCCAAUGAAGGAACAAAUUAACCGGGGCAUACCCAAAAACGAAGAUGACGAUUUUAAAAGAUGUCUCAGGUUUGAUAUCCCCUUCGAUUCGGAUAGGACCAACACGACCAACCGGACUAGAACCCAGAUACCAUGCAACGACGGCUGGAUCUACGAUCGAGAUGAGAUUCCGUACGAGUCCAUUGCCACCGAGUACAAUUGGGUGUGUGACAAAAAGGAGCUUGGCACCUACAGCGUCAUCGCCUUUUUCAUGGGAUCCAUUGUGGGCUGCCUUUGCUUAGGAUACAUCGCUGAUCACCAAGGGCGAUUGGUGGCCUUGUUCCUGGCCAACUUCUGCGCCCUAAUCGGCGGUCUCGUUAGUGUGUUCUGCAAGGACUUUUACUGCUUUGCUGCCAGUAGAUUUGUGGCGGGACUGGCAUUGAACAACAGCUUCGUUUGUUACUUUAUUCUAGCAGUUAUAGAGAACGUUGGCAUUAAAUACCGCACUCUGGUUGGGAAUUUGGCCCUGGCAGUUUUCUUCACCUUAGGCGCCUGCACUCUUCCCUGGCUGGCCUAUGCCUUCGAUAGCUGGAGGCACUAUGCGUUGUCCGUUUCACUGCCUGUUGCAUUUGUUAUGUUAAUGUGCUUUCUGAUUCCCGAGUCACCCAGUUGGCUCAUAUCGGUGGGGAAGGUGGAGAGAGGAAUGAAGGUCCUGAGAAAGGCGGCCAGGAUCAAUAAGAAAAACAUUUCCGAGGAGGAGUGGUUAAAGAUGAAGCAAUGCUUCGAACUGAAAUUCGCCGAUGAGCAGUCGGGCAAAAAAUACUCCUUCCUGGAUCUCUUCAAAAGCUGUCGCAGGCUUGUCGUAAUUGCGAUAUUGAUCAUUAGUUGGAUGAUCGUGGCCUUGGCUUACGAUGCUCAUGUGCGGGUGGUCGAAUUAUUCGACACCAAUGUCUUCAUUACCUUUUCCCUGGCCUCACUCGUGGAAUUGCCAGCAGGAAUUUUGCCGAUUCUCCUGCUAGAUCGAAUUGGUCGCAAACCCAUAAUGACUGCUGCGUUGCUGUUUUGUGCGGCAUCUAGUCUUAGCACUGGCUUGCUGAAAAGCCAAUGGGAUGUCACGACAUCAGCAAUUGUGGCCAGAUUUUUCGUCGGCAUUGCGUACAACGUGGAGCAGCAGUGGGCCUCCGAAGUCCUGCCCACUGUGUUGCGCGGACAGGGCCUGGCUGUCAUCAAUGUCUUGGGUCAGGUCGGUGCCCUGCUAUCCCCAGUUGUUAUCUACACCCACCACUAUUACCGUUCCUUGCCCAUGUUUAUAAUCACAUUACUUUUGGUGAUUGGCGCUUCGGUAAUCCUACUUCUGCCAGAGACCAAGAAUACCACGCUGCCUCAAACGCUGGAAGAGGCGGAUAAGCGGUGGGUCAUAAAUUGUAGAUGUCGUAAAGUAAAAGAUGAUCAAUGAAA
This is a messenger RNA of Drosophila biarmipes, 1686 nucleotides long. Its product is annotated as solute carrier family 22 member 3. The coding region runs from base 59 to 1684 and encodes 541 amino acids. The transcript has 3 exons. Lineage: Eukaryota; Metazoa; Arthropoda; Insecta; Diptera; Drosophilidae. Gene Ontology annotation, molecular function: transmembrane transporter activity. Gene Ontology annotation, biological process: transmembrane transport. Gene Ontology annotation, cellular component: membrane. The record is from RefSeq and is a predicted model, not a curated record.